This is a messenger RNA of Apodemus sylvaticus (European woodmouse), 588 nucleotides long. Its product is annotated as resistin-like gamma. Gene Ontology annotation, cellular component: extracellular region. The record is from RefSeq and is a predicted model, not a curated record. Lineage: Eukaryota; Metazoa; Chordata; Mammalia; Rodentia; Muridae. The transcript is spliced from 4 exons. Bases 108 to 443 code for a protein of 111 amino acids. Gene Ontology annotation, molecular function: hormone activity.
UUAAGGGUACCCAGGCCAGUAAUCCUACUGUGUGUUAAAGCAUCUCAUCUGGCCAGGUACUGGAACCUUUCCUGAGAUUCUGCCCCAGGACACUGACUUUCAACAGGAUGAAGACUGCAACUUGUUCCCUUCUCAUCUGCAUCUCCCUUCUCCACCUGAUGGUUCUAGUGAAUACUGAGGGUACCUUAGAAUCUAUCGUGGAGGAAAAGGUCAAGGAACUUCUUAGCCAACGAGAUGUCUGUGCCCCCACUGUAACGAAGACUCUCUCCUGCACUAGUAUUCAGGCUUCAGGCAGACUGGCUUCCUGUCCUUCUGGAAUGGUUGUCACUGGAUGUGCCUGUGGCUAUGGGUGUGGAUCUUGGGAUAUCCGGAAUGAAAAUACUUGCCACUGCCAGUGCUCAGUCAUGGACUGGGCCUCUGCCCGCUGCUGCAAACUGUCCUAAGAAUGAGGAAGCUGAGAACCUAGCUUUGAAAUGAAGACUAUAACAAAACGCAAUCUCAACUUGGAAACCUGGCUCAUAUCCCCUUGAUGAAUUCAUAUUGCCCAUUAGCCUUGCUUCUUGAAAAAUAAAGACGAAUUUGCAUGUG